Messenger RNA from Sardina pilchardus (European sardine), 4836 nucleotides. Its product is annotated as NACHT, LRR and PYD domains-containing protein 3-like. Gene Ontology annotation, biological process: intracellular signal transduction. The record is from RefSeq and is a predicted model, not a curated record. Bases 314 to 4369 code for a protein of 1351 amino acids. NCBI's taxonomy places the organism in Eukaryota, Metazoa, Chordata, Actinopteri, Clupeiformes, Clupeidae. The transcript has 12 exons. Gene Ontology annotation, molecular function: protein binding.
AUUUUCCAGGGUAGCCAGAAAGUAGGAUGUAAUGUGUUCUUAGGUUACUGUGACUAACAGCGUUGGUUAGAUAGCCUACUGUAUGUCACAUUUCUAAUCUCCAGUCCAGAGUCCAGAAGUGAUAUGAAAAGCAGAAGGUAGAACCAUGAUUCUGGCAGAACAAUCAUUAGUAUUAUUUGAACAGCAGAGGGCGAACUCUAGCAUACCCAUUGAAGCCAGUUAGAGCUGACUGUAGGUCACACGCCUGGAACGAAACUAGAAGCUUUUCUGCUGCCUAGUGAAUGCAACGCAGACACGGUCGAGUACAGACGUGAUGGCCUCUGAUCCAGAUGGAAAGAGGAAGAGGAGCAGAGCAUACAAAGUGGGCGUGUCUUCAUCUGACUCUGACAGAUGGACACCAGAGGAGGCAGAGGUCCAUGAGAAAUUCCGAUCCACAUUGAAGAACAAGUUCCAGCAUCUGGUUGAAGGAGUCCAUAAUCACGGACAAACCAGACUCCUCCAAGAGAUCUUUACAGAUCUCUACAUCACAGAGCGUGAAAGAGGAAGGGUCAAUGAUGAACAUGAGGUCAGACAGAUAGAGAGAGCAUCCUGGAUAGAAGCAGCACAAGGCAGACCAAUCAAAUGCAGUAACAUCUUCAAACCCUUAUUGGACGAUGACCAGUCUGAUAAGUCUGAUGAUACAUCUGAUAAAUAUGAUCACAGACAACACAAACCCAUCAGAACAGUGCUGACAACAGGAGUGGCUGGCAUUGGGAAAACAGUCUCUGUGCAGAAGUUCAUCCUGGACUGGACUGAAGAUGAAACCAAUCAGGAUGUCCACUUCAUAUUUCCUCUUCCUUUCCGAGAGUUGAACCUGAUUAUGGACAAGAAACUUAGUCUGGUGGAGCUUAUUCAACACUUUUUUCCAGAAAUAAAGGAUUCAGAAAUCUUUACCAGCUCAGAGCACAGAGUGAUGUUCAUCUUUGAUGGUCUGGAUGAGUGUCGACUUCCUCUAGAUUUCAGUUCCAAACUGAGUUGUUGUGAUGUGACAGAGCCAGUCUCAGUGAACGUGCUGCUGACAAACCUCAUCAAGAAGAAACUGCUUCCCACUGCUCUCCUUUGGAUCACCACCCGACCAGCAGCAGCCAGUCAGAUCCCUCCUGAGUAUGUGGACCAGGUGACAGAAAUAAGGGGAUUCAAUGACCUACAGAAAGAGGAGUACUUUAAGAAGUACUUUAAUAAAAUAACCAGUAACGAGAACCUUGCCAGCAGAACCAUCACACACCUGAAGUCAUCCAGGAGCCUCUACAUCAUGUGCCACGUUCCAGUCUUCUGCUGGAUUUCAGCCACUGUCGUCGAGAGAUCAUUUGAAUCAGAAAAAGUAGAAAUGCCAAGAACUCUCACUCAAAUGUACAUUCACUUCCUGAUAAUUCAGACAAGCAUAAAACAUCUCAAGUACACAGAGAGAAAAGAGACAGACGAAGAGAUUAUUUUCAACCUGGCAAAAAUGGCCUUCCAACAGCUGGAGAAAGGCAAUCUGAUCUUCUAUGAGGAUGACCUGAGAGAAAGUGGCAUUGAUGUCACAGAAGCAUCAGUGUACUCAGGAGUGUGUACUCAGAUCUUCAGAGAGGAGUCUGGGCUGUACCAGGGGAAGGUGUUUAGCUUUGUGCAUCUGAGCAUUCAAGAGUUUCUUGCAGCUUUAUAUGUGUUCCUCGGCUUCAAAAACACAGAGACAAGCGUGUCUGACCAACAUCAAACCUCUCAGCUCUCUGCUCUGUUCAGAUCUGCAACACUGCAUGAACUACACAAGACUGCAGUGGACCUGGCCUUACAAAUAUGGAACGGACACCUGGACCUUUUCGUUCGAUUCCUUUUCGGCCUGUCACUGGAGUCCAAUCAGAAUCUCCUAAUGCACCUACUGCCACAGACAUAUAGUCAACCACAGAGCUCAGAGCAAACAGUCCAGUACAUCAAACAGAAGAUCAGAGAUCAAAUAAAACCAGACACAAUUGCAAUCAGGGGAAAUACAGCCAGAGUGAUCAACCUGUUCUACUGUCUGAAUGAGCUGAAUCACCAUGCUGUAGUGGAGGUCAUUGACAGGAGCUCAGGAACUUUGUAUGUAUACAUGCUUGUACCAGGACAGUGGGAGACUAGGAGAUUUACAUUUCAGAUUCCAGAGGAGCGGCUGGAUGAGUUUGACCUGCAGAAGUACAUAAAGACACCAGAGACUGAUCAGACUGAACUCCUCAGUCCAGAUGAAGUUCUUCAGAGGCUGGUUCCAGUGGUCACAUCAGCGCAGCUGAGGUGGUGUUCCCUCACAGAGAAGAGCUGUGCUAUGAUAGCGUCAGCUGCCAGAUCAAACUCUUGCUGUUUAAAGGAGCUGGACCUGAGUGACAAUGAGCUUCAUGAUGCAGGAGUUCAGCAUCUCUCAGAGCUCCUCAAGAAUCCCCUCUGCAAAGUGGAGAAACUAGAGCUGAUUGGAUGUUCCCUCACAGAGAAGAGCUGUGCCGUGAUAGCGUCAGCUGCCAGAUCAAACUCCUGCAGUUUAAAGGAGCUGAAACUGAGUCUCAAUGAGCUUCAUGAUGUAGGAGUUCAGCAUCUCUCAGAGCUCCUCAAGAAUCCCCACUGCAAACUGGAGAAGCUACAGCUGAUACAGUGUUCCCUCACAGAGAAGAGCUGUGCUGCGAUAGCGUCAGCAACCAGAUCAAACUCCUGCAGUUUGAAGGAGCUGAACCUGAGUGACAAUGAGCUUCAUGAUGCAGGAGUUCAGCAUCUCUCAGAGCUCCUCAAGAAUCCCCACUGCAAACUGGAGACACUAGAGCUGGAGAAGUGCUCCCUCACAGAGAAGAGCUGUGCUGCAAUAGCGUCAGCUGCCAGAUCAAACUCCUGCAGUCUGAAGGAGCUGAACCUGAGUGACAAUAAGCUUCAUGAUGCAGGACUUCAGCAUCUGUUAGAGCCCCUCAAGAAUCCACACUGCAAACUGGAGAAACUGGAGUUGUGUGGUUGUUCCGUCACAGAGAAGAGCUGUGCUGUGAUAGCGUCAGCUACAUUAUCAAACUCCUGCAGUUUGAAGGAGCUGAACCUGAAUUACAAUGACAUUCAUGAUGCAGAAGUUUGGCAUCUCUCAGAGCUCCUCAAUAAUCCCCACUGCAAACUAGAGAAACUAGUAGUGGAUGGUCUUACCUUCCUAAAGGACACUCCAGCAGCAGCAGCAGCCGCUAUUAGCAGCUCCCACUCAGAUGCUGCAGAGCUCCACCUCAGAGACAAAGCCCAGCAGGACACUCACAAGGAGGAUCACCGCAAUGAUGCCCCACAGAGGAGCUGUGAAUCCUGUACUGAAGUUCCAGACUCCAGCCACUGGGUCCUUGUGAAGCCUGAAGUCUCUACAGAGGAGAGCGUCUCCACCUACAGCCUGAGCUCUCCUGCAGGGAGCUAUGAGUGCGCAGAGUCUGGUCUGCGCUGGACGUGUGCUGAUCCAGUCACCCUCCAGUACCGCUUCACAGACUGGCAUGUUUUUGCUGACGAGCUGGCCCACAUGCAGUCCAGACAGGCUGGUCCUUUGAUGGACAUCAGGCUCAUAUCAGGAGAGCUGGAGGAGAUCCACCUGCCACAUUUUCUCUGUUUGGGAGGUUCUGAGACGUCUGUGCGUGAUGCUGUGAGGAUCCUGCAUGGGCGGGAGAGUGGCGUGUGUGUGGAGGUGUGUGAGCUGACCCGACACCAUGCCAGGCUUCUCCACCCCUCCUUCUCUCUGUUAGGGCUGGUGUAUUACCUGAGGGAUCUGCUGUCACCCAAAGUCCACUGUGAGCUGCUGCUCUUCUGCACCAGCAGCACUCCCCUGGUUCUCCACACCUACCUGGUGCCGAACGACCCAACUCACAUCCGGGCCAUCCACCAGAAGGAAGUAGAGAAAGAGAAGAGGGGGAUGUUGAUCGACAAACCCAGUGCCUUGGUCCCACUCUGGCUGAAUGACGUCUUUUGCGUGAAGACAUUGUGUCCAUCGGAGAUCCAACCAAAGAAUAUGAACCUGUGGCCGCUCUCCACUCGUAGGUUCUUUGAAGUGUACAUGAAGGAGCCAGAGGAGGAGUUUGAUAUGGAGGUCAUCAACUCUUCAGACACAGAGCCCAUCUGGACUGUCAAGAUCCGCAAAGACGACUACUGUAAGACCAGCAGGAGCCUAGGACAGGCCAGCAGCCAGGGGACAAACACAGUGUCCACUACCAGCACAGAGGAGAUGCCCUCUGGCUCCUCUAACCCAGUCCAGCCAGCCUCAGUCUCGUCCUCCAUUACGGCUCACACUGGUGGAGUUGCUGUGUCUCCUAGUCUCUCUGGAAAUACCUUCUAUGGACCAGUAUACAUGUCGCCAAAAUCAGAUCACAUUCCACCAAAGUGAACUCCAAGAUGUUGCUAAAACUACCCUUCAUCAUGUUGCUCUAUGUGCCAAUAAAAUAAAGCUCCAGUCUAGUAGCACUCAGGUUUCCUAUUACACACUUUUGAAGACAAAUACAUUGAAUGUGUCUAAUGUUUAAAGGCUUAGUUUUAAGUGUUUAAGAUUUGAAAAUAGGUAAUUAUGUAUGACAUAUCAUGUACAGUAUGAAUAAAGUUCCAAUUUUCUUAAGGCACAGUAAUCUUCACAGUAAGCCCCAUUAUAGUGUUUGAAAUAUGCCACAGACUUUAAUGAAUUCAGCAAGGAUUAUUAACAAGGUAUUGUUUUAGUUUGCAAAGUGUAAUGGUGCAUUUGUUUACCUACCUUUGCGUACCUUACAAGAGGCCAAAUCCACACAUCCCCCACUUGACCUAAAACAAGAUUGAAAUCCAGGAUGUUCCCUUGUUUCAGCAGAUACAUUGGUGAAGCAUCUU